This is a messenger RNA of Saccostrea cuccullata (small rock oyster), 1036 nucleotides long. RefSeq names its product phospholipid scramblase 1-like. Gene Ontology annotation, molecular function: phospholipid scramblase activity. The record is from RefSeq and is a predicted model, not a curated record. NCBI's taxonomy places the organism in Eukaryota, Metazoa, Mollusca, Bivalvia, Ostreida, Ostreidae. Gene Ontology annotation, cellular component: plasma membrane. Gene Ontology annotation, biological process: plasma membrane phospholipid scrambling. The coding region runs from base 75 to 851 and encodes 258 amino acids. The transcript is spliced from 10 exons.
CUGGAUUAUACAUAAUUAAUAUUCACAGUAUUCAUAACAGGUCAGCCAAAGCCUACAGAUCUAAUUAACUAAAGAUGGCAGAAAAACAAUGGCAAGCACCGGUACAGAUGCAGCCCCGACAAGGGUCAGAGUGGAUGACCACGCCCCAGUCAGUUACCGGGAUACCCCAGGGACUGGAAUACUUCAGUGCUUUGGAUCAAAUUAUCGUCAAACAGAGGGUGGAACUACUGGAAGUCAUAACAGGAUUUGAAACGAAAAACAAAUACGACGUGCUGAACAGCGUUGGACAACAAUGUUAUUUUGCUCAAGAAGAGUCGGAGUGCUGUCACAGAAUUUGCUGUGGAUCAAACAGAGAGUAUGUGAUUCAUAUAUCGGACAACACGGGCCAGGAGGUGAUGCGGGUCCGCCACGACUUCGUCUGCUGCGUUGGAUGUUGCUGGUGUGCAACCGACUCUUCCUGUGGUUAUGAAGUCCAGAUCGAGGCUCCAGUCGGAAACAUCAUCGGCUAUGCCAAACAGCAAAAUUCAAAAUGGAAGCCGCAUUUCCGUGUGUUCGAUGCUAACCGUCAGCCAUUGUACGUCAUCCGAGGCCCCUGCUGCGGUUGCCAGGCUAUUUGUUGCACGGAUGAUGUCAACUUUCCUGUAACGGAUUUGACGGAAACGAGCGAUGUUGGUCGGAUUUUUAAGCGUGCCUGUGGCUGGGCCGGGUGUGGGCGUGAAGCAUUCACGGAUGCCGACACCUUUGGAGUAACAUUUCCCCUCGAUAUGGCGGUAACGAGUAAGGCCCUUCUAUUUGGCACCGUCUUCCUUGUGGACUUUUUGUACUAUGAAACAUCAGAAGACGAUAAUUAACUGUGGAAGAAAUACUGGGUAUUAGCGGGAUACAGUAGAACGCAUACAGACCCACGGACAAUUCGUGCCUCAUACUAUAGAUACUGGGCUGUAUAGAUACGCACACAAUAUCAAAAGCUGUACACAUCUGGAUUGUUUCGUGGGGCUUUCUAUUGAGGAAAAGAGGACGAGCCAGUAAAAUGUAC